AUGCUGGUGUCCAUUGGUGAGCUUGUGUCAAUUCACCAAUCGCGACUAGACGAGAUCUCAGGAGAGAUAGAGAACUAUCCCUAUUCAAUCAGCUCCGUUGACGUUGAGAAUGAUGACAAGUUUCGUAAAUCGAGCUCUCCGGUGUCAAGUACUUCAUCUGCCUUGUAUGAAGAUGCCCAGGAAGAAGAAGAAUUGAAGUCAUUGAGCUUGUUUCAAUUGAAUGCCAAAAUGAAAGAGCAUGAAGACAACUUGGAGUCGUUGAAUAGACUUUGGUUACUUCGUGGUCUUGUUCAAGAGAUCGAAGGAACCUUGCACGAUGCAGUGGAAGUCUGCGGUUGCGUUGAGCUAGAAUCCAUAUUUUUCAACUUGGUCAAGCUCCAUACCAAGCUCAGUGAAUUCAGAGAAGCACAUCCUUCGGCCUUGAUUGUGGACAAGCUUUAUGAACACCAUGAGAAGCUUUAUGACGAAGCCAUAGAUCAAAUUAGGAAAUUGUUUCAUAAAUUCUUCCCAAGCGUGAACACAUUUAUAAACCCCAUUAUCGUCAAUGACGUGGAAUUGGAGUACAAUGGCGAAUUUCAGAGUGUAUUCAGGAAGUAUACUGAGAGAAACAGUAGUGAGCUGGUCAUUGGCGGGCUACUCCAUGAAAAGCAACUCAUUUGGGACAAGCAAUUGCUAAACCCGUUCUUAGUAGAUCAUACCCACUAUUUGGAAUUGAAACAGGAAGUUGUGGCUCACUUAGAUUGUGAAAGUAUAGUAUACAGUGUUGAAUUAAGAGAGCAGCGCACUGACUCCUUCUUCAAUGAGGACUAUUUUGCUUCUCUCACCAACUUCAUUAGAUUCAUCAACCUUUUUGAAGAUCAAACAUUGCAGAACUUUUAUCUGAGUAAGAUUUCCAGAAAUCUCACGGAUGUUGUAUCUGAGAAUGUUAAUGAGCUUGUGUUGAAUAAUAAUAGUCUUUUAGUCGACCAGUUGGUCGAUGUUAUAGGACUUUCCAAGAGAACUAAUUGGUCUUUAUCCAUAGCUAACAGUUUAAAUUCAGAAAGUGGUAUGAUAAUUGAAAGUCUUAACCAUUUGUAUUUGGACUGGUUGGUCGAUAGAUACAUUAGCAAAAUCAGAAUGUUCUUCAACGACGAAGAAGAAUUGAGAAAGUUAUUCAAAAACGUGAGUAGUGUAGAUAGCGGACUGACAGCGAAAGUUGCGGACUCUAAAACGGAAGAAGAAGAAGAAAAAAGUGCAUGGGAUGAGGAUUGGGAUAAUGAUGGCUGGAAUGAUGGAGAGGACGCAGAAGAAAAAGAGGAUGAAAAAGAGGAGAAAGAAGUGGCUGCAGAAAAGGAAGAAGACGACGACGAAUGGGAUGCUUGGGACGAAGAAAUUAAAUUGGAAGACUCCCCUAGAAAGGAGAAAGUACCCUUCAAGUUAUCCAAAAGGUCCUCCGCAUCAAUGUCAGCUUCAAGUCGUCCAGUUGCUUCUGCUGUAAGUCAAUCCACGUUUUUAGUAACAGCGAUUCCUUCGAAGCUAUUCGACAUAUUGUCUGGUUAUUUACAGGAAAACCAAGUUCAAUUAUCACCCUCGUCUUUGAUAUCGUCCAAGAUUAAGAUAUUAGUCACUUGCAUCAUUUCAUUCGCAUCUAUAACUUAUCCAACUUUGGAAAGAUCAUUCAUAUUAUACAAUGAUUUGAUUUAUCUUCACCAGCUAUUAGCUCCAUUAAAUUUUGGAGGGGACAAUGACUGUAUAAAUGAGCUAGUUAGAUUUGCCAAUACCAACUGGAUUAAAUUGAAAUUAGAUUUAUUGCCCAACUUACGCGCCAUAACCAAUAAAAUCAACUUGGACCACGACGAUUAUAUUGCAAAGAUCAACCUUGAUAAGCUGGAAGACGACUUCCAGUUGGAUGCCUCAGCCACACAUCAAUUGAAUUUGUUGCAGGACUGGCUUAGCAAAUUUCUUGAUAGUGGUACCUUAUUGAGCGAAAACCCCACCAAAUUUAAGGAACUAUUAUCUUUUUUCCUUAAUUUUGUCAACGACUGGAUUGUGGACUCAAUAAUUGCCAUGGAUGAGAUUACAGAGUAUCAAUCGAAUAAAUUGACCAAGAUACUCGAAAGUAUUCGCCAAAUUACCUUGCCAAUUGCAGCCGAGCAUAUUGAUCACAACGCCGUUUUCAAUAUAAAGGCGUUCCAUAGAAUGGAAAAUGUGAACUUCCUUAUAUCGAACCACUUGAAAGAUAUCAUGGAAAGGUUCUACUCGGGCGAAUUCUACGACUUCGAGUCAAAUGAAAUCAUUUCAGUUAUUAGGAGUAUCUUCGUUAAGAGUGAGUUGAGAGAGGGCUAUAUACAGGAAAUAAUCGAUAUUAGGAAUAUCGAUAACGAGUGA
Dujonia railenensis is the source of this 2367-nucleotide messenger RNA. The record is from the annotation of a GenBank genome assembly. Lineage: Eukaryota; Fungi; Ascomycota; Pichiomycetes; Serinales; Debaryomycetaceae.